Molecule: messenger RNA, 1589 nt
Organism: Cucumis melo (muskmelon)
Lineage: Eukaryota; Viridiplantae; Streptophyta; Magnoliopsida; Cucurbitales; Cucurbitaceae
Product: F-box/FBD/LRR-repeat protein At1g13570
Exons: 4
Coding region: 239-1495 (418 amino acids)
Molecular function (GO): protein binding
Source: RefSeq, a predicted model, not a curated record
GAAUUUCGUCGAGAAAAAAAAAUUGAAUUUUGAGUUAGAACCUACACCGAACGGGGUCCCUUUCACUCAACAGAAACCCUGCCACUGCCCACUCCUUCCCAAACCUUUUGCGUAUAUUUUCCAUUUUUCUUCUUCAAUUUUUCUGUUUACACCUUCCUUUCUCCGAUCCUUCUCCUACCUGAGACCUGCUGAUCACCGCACCGCCACUCUUCUCCGAUAAAGAGUGAAAUUUAUAUAAAUGGGUGACGUUUUGGGGGUGGAUCAUUUAAGCGAUCUGCCUCAGAGUAUUAUAGAAUGCAUUCUCACUAGGUUACCAAUUAGAGAUGCUAUUAGAACAAGUAUUUUAUCUAGGAGAUGGAGAUACAAGUGGACUACUCUUACUCAACUUGUGUUUGAUGAUGAUUGUGUUGCAAUGUCCAAUGAUGGAAUUUAUGAAGACCUUAUAUAUUUUAUCACUCAUGUUCUUUUUCUUCAUGAAGGUCCAAUUCACAAGUUCCAUCUUUCUGCUACUUACUUGCAGAAUACCCCAGAUUUAGAUCAGUGGUUGCUUUUUCUUUCAAGGAAAGGCAUCAGGGAAUUGAUUAUUGAAUUAGGAGAUGGGGAGUGGUUUAGGGUGCAUUCUUGUCUUUUUAACUGUAGCAAAUUGACCCUAUUGGAGUUGUAUCGUUGUGAAUUGGAUCCACCUCCUACCUUUAAGGGGUUUUUAUGUUUGAAAAGCCUAAAACUUCAUCAAGUUUUGAUUGCACCUGAAGACAUUGAAAGUCUUAUUUCUAAUUGUCCUCUUCUUGAGAGUUUGGCGCUUUCUUAUUUUGAUAGUCUAGUGCUUAAUAUCUGUGCUCCGAAUCUUAAGUACCUCUAUCUUGAAGGCGAGUUUAGAGACAUAUGUCUUCAAAACACGCCACUCUUGGUUUCAAUUUCAGUUGCAUUAUAUAUGAAUGAUGAAUCUGAGCCCUUUGGCGAUAUUUCUGAUUGCAAUUAUGAAAAGUUUCUUGGUGGGGUGCCUUAUCUUGAGAAACUUACAGGACAUGUUUAUUUCACGAAGUAUUUGAGUAUAGGUAAUAGUGCAAGAACUCUGCCGGUUUCAUACAUCUAUUUAAAGAGUAUUGAACUGCACCAAGUCAGCUUUGAAGAUAUGAACGAGAUACUUGUAGUGCUUCGUUUGAUUACCAGCUCCCCAAAUUUGGAGGAACUUCAAAUAUCGGGCUCGUCAAAUCCCGUGGCCGCUUCAGAAGCACCUGACUUGGACUUUUGGGAGAAUGAAUGCCCCUCGAACCUCACAUUUGGUAAACUUAGAGUUGUGAAAGCGACAGAUAUGUCUGGUGUACCACACGAGAUGGAAUUUAUUAAAUAUUUGCUUAGGAAUUGCCCGGUACUUGAGAUAAUGAGUAUCAGACCUUGUGUCUAUGUUACUGAUCGACGAUUGAAUAUGUUGAUUGAAUUGUUAAAAUUUAGGAGGGCUUCACCUGAAGCAGAAAUUUUGUUCAUCCAGGAAUAGUUGUAGUUGUAAAGUUCCUUUUUUCAUUUUAUACCUGCAUUCAUAAACAAUGUUCUUUGGUAAAUAGAUAAGUUUAUGGAAGCUUUUAUUGAUA